Mauremys reevesii (Reeves's turtle) is the source of this 1777-nucleotide messenger RNA. RefSeq names its product small ubiquitin like modifier 2 (gene SUMO2). The coding region runs from base 226 to 474 and encodes 82 amino acids. NCBI's taxonomy places the organism in Eukaryota, Metazoa, Chordata, Testudines, Geoemydidae. The transcript has 4 exons. Gene Ontology annotation, molecular function: ubiquitin-like protein ligase binding; protein tag activity. Gene Ontology annotation, biological process: protein sumoylation. The record is from RefSeq and is a predicted model, not a curated record. Gene Ontology annotation, cellular component: nucleus.
GUCUCUCGGCCGUGUUAUGUAACGGAUCAGCGCGCUCCCGGCGGCCGGACCCAAUGGGGCCUGGGCUGGGGGGCGGCGCGGACGCGCGCACGCAGGGUAAAGCGCGGUCCCGCGGCAGUGCGUGCGCGCUCACCCCAGCCUCCCCCUCUGUCUCUCUUCGCCUCGCUCGGUCUUUCUCCCCCCUUUGUGAAGCGCUCGGAGCAGCCCGGACCCUGCUGCCUUGCCAUGGCCGACGAAAAGCCCAAGGAAGGAGUGAAGACUGAAAACAAUGACCACAUUAAUCUGAAGGUGGCAGGGCAAGAUGGGUCUGUGGUGCAGUUUAAGAUUAAGAGGCACACGCCACUUAAUAAACUAAUGAAAGCCUAUUGUGAACGACAGCCCUGUCAAUGGCUUAUUGUUAUCUUAGGGCUAACUGAGGACUUAAUUCAUCAAGGCUGUCAGUCCAGCACCUUCCACCACAUUAACCUCACUUGAAAAACAAAUAAUCUUGAUGAAUGUCUAGGACUCCUACAGGAAAACUAGACAGAACUGGGAGGCAGAGACAACAGAGCUCUGCCAUUGACUGUAUCCUUUCCUCACUCAUUUGGGCUAUGUUUGCUCUACUAGACAUAGUGGACACUGACAGAAGGAGUUACAGGUUAUUGUAGGAACAUCACUUCCCCAAACAAUGUUAGCUAUACGAACAGAAGCCCUCUUCUCUUGGCAUAGUUGUAUCUACACAAGGAGUUUUGUCAGCAUAGCUAUGUUGCUCAGAGGUGUGGUUUUUUCACACCCUGACAGACAUAGUCAUAGAAUCAUAGAAUAUCAGGGUUGGAAGGGACCGCAAGAGGUCAUCUAGUCCAACCCCCUGCUCAAAGCAGGAUGCUGCUGUAAGUUUUAAAUGAAGACCAACCCUUAAUCUUUCCCUAUGUGUAGAAUGAGGAUAGACCAGCUGAAGGGUGCUGUUAAGUUUAGUUUGUAAAGCUCUUUGAAAACAAAGUGCAGAGUUGUGAUUACUACUUAGAGUGAAAACAAACUAGCUGUAAGCCCACAUGAGAAUGAAAGUAUUUCUGUGGAUGGAAAGGGCUACCAAAUGAUUUUAGUGAGAGUGAUAAGAUAAUAGAAAUUUCUUAAUUAAAAUUAUCUGGGUAGUCUCCCUCUGAAGGGAGAUGACUCCCUUAAAACCUAACUUCAUUUGCUCUCUGUAAAUGGUUCAUUCUACUGGUUUCUCAUCUUGUGUGUGUUCUAAAUAAUCCAGGUUCUGUAAUUUCAUCUCACGUGUCCCUUAAAUUCAAUAAGGAGGUUAGACUUGAUAUCAGCAUUAGAUGCUGGAAAUUUAAAUUAAUUCCAAAAGUAACCAUUCAGGAUUAAUCAGCUACUUAUUGAGUCACUUCAGACUAACAGAUUGAUGUGGGCUUUCUAUGAGAAGAAAAGGGGUCAUAGAAUUUUGCUGCUUUUAGAGAAAGUGAAAUCAAGCCGCGAUAACAUUUGAGCAGGGAUGUUAUUCCCCUUGUGACACUUGCCACCCAAAGUGCUACUUCUAACUUUCCUCCCACUGAAUUAUUUAAAAUUCUUGUAAACAAUUUUUUUUUUCAGUGGCUUCUGGCCUUCAGGACUUGAUUUGGGAUUUCUAGUACACUUUAUUUAAUAUUUAGUUAGUAGGGACAAUGAUGCAUCUUUUAGAAACUAAACACGUUGCAAUUUGUCAUUCAAAGCAGGUCAUAAUCAAAACAUAGCUCCAGUUACAAGUCAAAGUGAAGACUGAACAGUGUUUUAACAUGUCACUUAUUUCCCUUUG